Molecule: messenger RNA, 2714 nt
Organism: Bicyclus anynana (squinting bush brown)
Lineage: Eukaryota; Metazoa; Arthropoda; Insecta; Lepidoptera; Nymphalidae
Gene: Dip-B
Product: putative aminopeptidase W07G4.4
Exons: 1
Coding region: 38-1567 (509 amino acids)
Biological process (GO): proteolysis
Cellular component (GO): cytoplasm
Molecular function (GO): manganese ion binding; metalloaminopeptidase activity
Source: RefSeq, a predicted model, not a curated record
GUCAGUUCAGUUGCUUAUCGGCACUCUAGCGAGCAACAUGGCGCAGGAAUUUAAAUUAUACGAAAAUAUAUUCAUAGAGACCAACCUCCAAUCGCCUGACUACGAUGGGGUUAUACUCAUAUUGUAUCCACAAGAAAUGAAUAUACGCCAACCGAGGCAUAUAGCCAGUUUUAUAGACAAAAUAUCUCUGCUAGAUAAACAUAUACAUAAAAUACCAACUGUUUGGCAUUGUGAUUAUGUGUCUGGAGGAAGAUUAGUGAUGUCUCCGACGGGGAAGAUUACGCCGUACCAUGAUGUGACAGUCGUUAAAGAUGCAGCUAAGAAAGGUAUGCUCAGGGCGUUGGAUGCUGGGAUGAAGAAACCACUGCUGAUUGUUGAGAAUGUAGUCGAUUUCCCCGAUGGACAACUGGUUUGCAUUCUCGGCGCUCUAGAAGCUUUCUACGUGGCAUUGCAGAUAAGAGAGAGGCAAGAUACAAGGAACUUUAUAAGGAUUGGGCUACAUGCUGAGGAAAAACAGAAAGAAGCGUUCGAAAGGAUCGUAAGAAACGCCAUCGCUUUGGAAAGAUCUAGAAUAUUCGCUAGAGAUAUCGCCGGCGGUGACCCGGAAAGGAUGGCUCCUGCUAAAAUUGUCGAAUACGUCAAAGCAUCUUUCUCCCAUGACAGUAACAUAUCGAUAAAUGUGAUAGAUGAUGAGAAGUAUAUUUUGGAGAACUAUCCGCUGUUAGCUGCUGUGUCCAGAGCGGCAAAUAACGUUGAAAGGCAUAAAGCAAGAGUCGUUGAGAUAGAAUACAACAGUUCCAAUCCUUCUCGCGUCACUGAAACUUUGCUAUUGGUUGGAAAAGGCGUCACUUACGAUACAGGUGGUGCUGACAUCAAAAUUACAGGAAAAAUGGCGGGCAUGUCACGAGAUAAAAGUGGAGCGGCAUCCGUUGCAGGCUUUCUAAAAGCCUGCGCCAUUUUGAAGCCACCGCAUUUGAAAGUGAUCGGAGUUUUGUGUCUAACGAGGAACUCUGUGGGCGAAGAAUCGUAUGUAGCUGAUGAAUUGCUGGAGUCUCGUAGUGGGAAGUUGGUGAGAGUCACCAACACUGAUGCGGAAGGUAGAUUCGCAAUGGCUGAUUCCGUUUUUAAGUUGGCGGAAUUGGCUGGGAAAGAAUUGAAUCCACACAUAUAUACGAUUGCUACAUUGACGGGACACGCCAGAGCUUGCUAUGGGAAUCAUACUGCAGCGAUGGAUAACCAUAGUGCUAAAGCAACGAACCACUCUUCGAGACUACAGUUUAGUGGUGUCAGAAUUGGAGAAGGCUUUGAAGUUUCAACAGUCAGAGCUGAAGAUUUAGCAGUUAAUGCUGGGAAGUGCAAAGGAGAUGAUUUGGUGCAAGUGUGCUCUGACGCUAAAUACCGCAAUCAUCAGCUAGCUGCUGGGUUUUUGAUCAAAGUGGGAGGUUUGGAGGAUAAGAACAUAAAGUAUACGCAUCUAGACAUCGCUGGAUCAGCUGGCAUGCCUCCCGAAGAACCGACAGCUGUGCCGAUUCUUUCUCUAUGCCACUUGCAUAAGGUUUUGUUGUGAGAUUAAUACUAUUUAAUCAAUUAUUGACAAUGGCUAUUUUAGUUAGCUGUUUUACCUGAAACCUGAUAAAUUCGUUUGGCAAAGGUACAAUUGUAAUUAAUUGUAAUUUUACGGAUUUAAUAUGAUACUUUUACACAAUCGAUAAUUGGACGACAACGGAAUAUAAAAAGCCAUUGCUGAGUUGACCACAAAAUACCAUACUACCACUAACAUAUCAUGGCCCGAUGAUCUCGCUGUUCUUGAGUUUUUAGUAUAUUUUUUUACAAAAUGGCGACCUCCGUGCCGUUAGUUUCAGUUCUGGUUUUGGCAAAAUAGUUUGUGGUCAUAUUUGUAUUGUAUUUGGCACAGAACAGAGAUCGCUAAAAACUAACGCUUUUCUUAUAUCUGUGGUAUUUGCUGAACAGUCUUUGAUUUUUGACAGAAAAACUGACAUUGCGGCGAUCGUCACUUAUCAUUGGUGAUUACGACCCCUUUGACCUUUACACGCUCUGGGUCACUUGAAUUCAUUGAUAUGUUCUAUCGUGUAGAGAUUGAGAAGGUUUUCGCGAAAUAGUUUUAUUAUUCAUUGCUCAUGAAUAAACGUUUUUUUUUAUUUAUAAUAUUGUAUUGUGUAAGUAAUUAAAGGUUUUGUUUAUUAUUGUUGUUUUAUUGCCAAAAAUAUUUUUAUUUUUUUCAAGUUCAUGUUUUUUUUUAAUAAUUUCUUUUCGAUAAAUACAUUGGCAAUUACACUCGGUAGUCACCAAUCAUUGGCGAUUAUGAGCGAUUAUCUCUGACAUCUACAUGCUCAGGAUCGCUUGUAUUCGUCAUUAGGUUUUCGUGCUUAAUAAUUGUGCACUAUCAGACGAGUACGGGGAUAAUAUAUGGCCUAUAGCCUUCCUCGAUAAAUGGACUAUCUAACACUAAAAGAAUUUUACAAAUCGGACCAUUAGUUCCUGAGAUUAGCGCGUUCAAUCAAUCAAACAAACAAACAAACUCCUCAGCUUUAUAUAUUAGUAUAGACUAUAGAGUAUAGAUAAUAAAAAUGAACUUUUUUUUGUUAAUAAACGCAUUGUUAGUUAUUUGUGUUCUAAAACGUUUACAAAAAUGUUUAUAACAUCUAUGUAUUAUUAUCUAUUGUUUCUUUAUAAAUUAAAUAAUUCAUUCUUUA